Messenger RNA from Haliotis rubra (blacklip abalone), 378 nucleotides. Its product is annotated as myosin regulatory light chain B, smooth adductor muscle-like. Gene Ontology annotation, molecular function: myosin heavy chain binding; calcium ion binding. NCBI's taxonomy places the organism in Eukaryota, Metazoa, Mollusca, Gastropoda, Lepetellida, Haliotidae. The record is from RefSeq and is a predicted model, not a curated record. Gene Ontology annotation, cellular component: myosin II complex; cytoplasm.
AUGGCUCCCACCAACGUUCUCGCUAUGUUCCGCCCUGCUCAGGUCCAGGAAUUUAAAGAGGCCUUUGCUCUGAUCGACGUCAACAGGGACGGUAUCAUACAGGUUGAUGACCUGAAGAGUAUCUACGCCAACCUGGGAAAGGUUCCAUCUGACGCCGAACUGCAGGAGAUGCUGAAGGAAGCCCCUGGUCCACUCAACUUCACCACCUUCCUCAACAUGUUCGGGGAGAAGAUGGGAGGUACUGAUUCUGAAGAGACAAUCAAGAAUGCUUUCGCUAUGUUUGACGAAGAUGGAAAGGACCCUCCUGAGGACUACAUCAAGGAUCUCCUGCAAAACAUGGGAGAUAACUUUACCCAAGAUGAGGUGAGUACACAGUGA